UUUCGCGCUCGCCGCCAGAUGUCUUCGCGGUUCCUCCACGCGCGCGAGUCGCGCGUUUUGUUAUGGCUGACUAUGGCACUAUGAAGAAUAAUCGCCGUCCCCCGCGGCUCGUCGCAACGCUCGAUCGACAAUCGCCUGGCGGAGUGCGUGGAUCAUGGAUCCAGAACGGGGCGACGCGAACGUGUACGAGCUCGUCACGCAGCUGGUCGGGCACGCGUUGCGGAGGGACCGCGCCGAGAAUGCGUGCUGCUACGUGCCGCCCGCGAGCGACGUCAGGACCGUCAGGGGCUUUCGCUCGAGGGCCUACGAGAUAUUGUUGAACAAGAGUGGCACGGCGCACGGUCAAGGUCGCGCGGCGGAGAUCGAUCCCCUGGUGGAGAUACUCAAGCACGCCUUCGUGCUCAGGCUGUCCCUGAGACGCGCGUCAGAGGCGAGGGAGUUGGAAGGUUUGAUAAGCCAGUUGUACGACCAGGGGGGUAACACGGACGCCGUGGUCUCCACCCUGCGGCUGCUGGUAGAGCUCAAGAGCUUUCAGACCGACACGGAGGCCGCAUUGGACGUGUUUCACUAUGGCAGAGCCAAUCCCUUCUUGCCCGAGGACGCUGCGUCCACGAACGGCGUGCCGACGUUUCAAACAUAUCCCGUGGAGUCCUUUGUCUUGUCGGACAAGUUUGAGGCGAUGCUGGGCGUACGCAGAACCUGCACCAGGCAAGACACGGCGACCAGCUUCGUUAGCAGAGCAUCUCUCGAGAAUCAGUGCGUAUCAAAGGCCAUCCUAGGAGUCCAAACAGUUAGGUACAAUAAUGCUAUUGAAAUGAUCCCCUGCAUAUCGAGCUGUACUGAGGAUACGGCGAACCAAUGUAGCAUGGUCGUUCCCUUCUUAGCGCAUAUUAUGGUUGAACAAACAAACAAGAUAUAUUUGUCUACGCAAAGAUUUAUGUCGAACACGACUGUACCCUGCGAAUGGAUGAAGCCUGUAGAUAAUCAAAGCGAGAGUCGUUUCUGCGCCGUGCCGUCGGGCAGCCCCGACCGUAGCUUCGCGAGCGAAUCAAAAGGUACCGCGAGUAUCCUCGAUUUAAUGUGGAGGGAGGUAUUGUUCUCUGGCGAUCGUAUGUCCGAGUUACGAACGUGGGAGUCUCUCGGGGCGCCGGAGCUCUCCGGGCAGUCGCUGUUCGUCACCGAUCUGCCGGAGACCGCGCUGCACCUAGCGAGGAUAAGACAAACAAGUAUUUUAUCACUGCUGCCAAAGAAGGCAAUGCAUUCCAUAUCCCUGAUGCGGGAGGUCUCGCCCGAGAGAUUUUUGUCGGACGUCAAAUUGCUCUUGUUCGGUAUAGAUUCAGAAUCCUUUAGAUACGACGCCCUGAUGGGAUUUGAAUUGGAUGAGAACAUCACUGUGCACGGCAUCGGCUUCGAGGCACUGAGGAUCACUUGCCAAGAGGCGGUUCGUUGGGGCAACAGUUUCAGGUCCCUGACGCAGCUCGUCGUGCCGGAUCCGCAAACGGGCAAAUUGCAGCAGAAUGGUCUCAUAUUCAAGGCAAUGUGCGCCAACGUUAAAGAGCUGCUCCUUUACUAUCGCUCGGCGUUGCAGAGGAUUCUCGACCGGCGCGAAUAUCACGGACUGCUCAGCCUGUUCAAACGGGUCCGUCCGUUGGCGCAGUUAAUCGUGGAAGUCGCGAGGCUGUGCGGCUGCCGCGCGAAUCAGUGCACCCUGGGCGGUGGCAGUGGGAUCUUGACGCACAUUUACAAGGAAGUGACCAAGGUCACGAAUCCGAAGGUCGCGUUGGUGCUCUACUCCACAUUGAAGUCUUGCUGUGAGGUCUACUUUCGAUUUUUGCAAAACUGGUUGUUCGAGGGAACGUGCGACGACGUUUACGGAGAAUUUAUGAUACAAGGACGGUCUCAUUAUCUGCGAAAGAAGGGGCGUAAAUUUUGGACGGAGAGUUUCGCGAUCGAUACAAAGUCGGUGCCCGGCUUCUUAUCCGAACUGUCGGAGUCGAUACUGCAAUGCGGGAAAACGUUGCGGCUCUUAAAAAUUUGCAGUCCAAAGAAUCCCGUGUGCAACGUGUCUCUCAAUGCUCAACCGGAAGUGAAGGUCUGCCUGAGUGUAUCUAUGCUGCGCGAGCAAUUGUCGAGGUGUCAGGAGUACGAGCGUAAAGGCGAGGCGGCGCUGGGACCAAUCGUAUCACUUCUAUCCGCGAUUCAGGAUGAAAAGAAAGCCGAUAGGGAAACGGCUGAGCUCGUCAUACGUGCGCAACAGGAAACGUUGUCGAGGCUGGAUGAGCAACGUAAAGAACUCAUCAUGAAGGCCGCGCAGAGUAAACGGGAGUUGCUGCAAGAAUUGAAGCAACAGGCGGAGGCGAGCGCCUUGAUUAAAGAAAGGGAAAAGGAGAACGAAAUGCUAGCUGAUAAAUUGUUGCUCGAAAAGAUUAAUCGAGAGCAGGAGGAAAUACGGGAGCAGCAACAGGCCGAGCGGGAAAAUCUCGUAAACUAUUAUGAGAAAUUAACUGCCGAUAUAGAGAGCAAGCGUGCACGAUCCAUCUGGCGAAAGAUGAGAAUGAGUCAUUUCGAAAGACGAGUGGAACUUCUGAAAUCCGUAAAGAGGCUCGAUAGAGAGAUAUCGGAAAAUGCCACCACACGAGGUCCCGAUGAAAAUAUCGUCGAUAUUAACGAACAAAAUAAAAAUGUCACGUCUGAGGUGUCCAGUCAAGACGAAAAUAGCAACUUCGCGGAAAACGGACUGCUGGAUGUGGUUGUGGACGCGAAUAUUUCCGAUCAGAGCAAUUCUAAAGAAGAUCAUUUGGCCGCCGAGUGCGCGGGCUCGGAUGCUUCGCCCGUCGAAGAUCGGGAGCUCGAUAAAGAUACUGAAUCGGACAAGGAAAUUACAAGCGAGGAUUCCGUCGCGACAGCGGACCCGCCGAACGUACAUCUGCCGCAAGAAUCUCUACCGUUAGAUUACAAAAUGUACAAGAGGAAUAACGAGAGGAGCAACCUGCAGGAUUUCCUGCGUGACGAGGCAAUGAAAAGCAUUCAUACUAUAAUGAAUGACGAUGAUAAGAAGAGCCGUUUAAACGACAUCUUGGAAACCGACGAGGUGACCGAGAGAAUUAUUGGUGCUAUUAAGAGGCCUAAGUCCUUAGCUAUCAAGAUAAAUAAUAUGACCACUGCACAAACCAACAGACUUAAAGUCUUGAUGCAAGAGUACGGUAUGACUCCGAAUAACAACGAGCUCAGUACGAUACUCACGGAUAAUCAAGGAAUUAUUGAUCGCGCAAAUACAAACGGCAAUAAGCAAGUAACCGAUGUCAGCGAAUCAAGUUCGGAUAGUACGAAGGAAAACAAUAAUGUUCUUUCAACAACCAAUAUCAAACUACCGGAGGAAACGGCGAAUGUGCCUACGAAUGACGGAGAGUGCCCAAGUAAGACUAACGACGCGAGCGACGAAGUACACGAGCAGAUAUUGAAUAAUACGCAGCAACAGAAUAACAUAGACACGCCGAUGUCGUGCACGACAGACAAUUUCACGACGGCGUCGAUGCACACUCCUUUGUCGCAGAUACCGAAUAGCGACGAUAUAUUCGCUUUAAACGCCGGUCAGGAAGUCUCGUCCUUAUCCGACGACGUGGCAAAGUCGAUCACGGAAGAAACGUGCUUCGAGUCUCCGAUGAGCAGUAAUUUCAAGCUGCCGAAUCUGUUCGGCGUUAGCUACGACGUGAAAUCGUCGGCCGCACCCUCGUCUCUGACCAUAGCCGACGUCGAGAUGAUCGACCACACGUCCCUGCAGGUGUACUUGGAAAAGUCCAUCAUUAUCCCACUGCAGAUACAAACCCGGCUGGUUAACAACGCGAUCAUUAAAUAUCUGGUGAACGAGCACAACAUGCUUUCGCAUUUGCACAGCUUGCGCAGUUACUUCUUUCUGUUGAACGGCGAAUUCGCCAAGAGUCUGACGGACUCGCUUUAUUCGCGGCUUUACGCGAUAUCCGCGCCGAUUGAGCUCUUCAAUUCCGCCACUCUCACGAAUCUCUUGGAGAAAGCGCUGAUGAACUCGUUCAGCAAUAAUUACGCCCAUUCGGAACUUUUGAGCCUUUCCGCGGUCGACAAACCGUGUCAGUUAUACAUUUCCGAUCCGAAUGUCUUAGAAUGCCUUUGCCUAAACUACAAGAUAUCAUGGCCGUUGAAUAUUAUUUUGGAUGACACGAUGAUGCUGCAAUACAGUAAAGUGUUCAAGUUUUUAAUAAUGAUCGGCAGAAUGUCGUGGGUACUGCAGGAAGACUUUAAUAUAAUGAAAGUGGAGCGUAGCGCAGUUAAUUCGGAGCAGUAUCACAAGCUGCAGUUGUACAGGCACUCCAUGACACAAUUCAUGAACGCUCUUCGCAACUACUUGACGUGUAGCGUGCUCCAUGCGAGUUGGAACGAGUUCGAAAGAGACCUGCAGAAUUCCCGGACAAUAGAUCAGAUCUAUCUCUCGCACAUGAGCUAUAUCAAAAGGAUACUAUCGAGGUGUAUGCUCAACACGCGCGGAGAAAAGAUGCGCGCCUGCUUGAUUAACGUCUUUAAAAUCAUACUGAAGUUUCACAAUCGCUUGAGGUCGCAAGCUUGGGCCGUCGGCAGCGCGGGUCAGUACGGCCAUCCGAAUUUCAAGAGCUUGGAGCAAAUGUACAAGUCGUUCUGCGACUGGCGGACUUACAUGGCACACAUCGCGCACAAACUGGCCACCAGCGGGUACCAGCCGCACCUAACGCAUUUUCUCAACGCUUUGAAUAUAAAUCACAUGUACGACUUGACGAUAAAGCAACAAUAGCACUGUGAUUAAAUUCCGCCGUGUUCUUCUUUCAUGAUCGAUGUUAUUGAAUGUAAAAGAAUGUCAGUGAUGUUUUCCGUAGGUACUCGGAUUCAUUAAAAGUAAUUUAAUUU
Molecule: messenger RNA, 4911 nt
Organism: Vollenhovia emeryi
Lineage: Eukaryota; Metazoa; Arthropoda; Insecta; Hymenoptera; Formicidae
Gene: Grip163
Product: gamma-tubulin complex component 6
Exons: 15
Coding region: 155-4798 (1547 amino acids)
Biological process (GO): meiotic cell cycle; cytoplasmic microtubule organization; microtubule nucleation
Cellular component (GO): spindle pole; equatorial microtubule organizing center; centrosome
Molecular function (GO): microtubule minus-end binding; gamma-tubulin binding
Source: RefSeq, a predicted model, not a curated record